Dovyalis caffra is the source of this 2469-nucleotide messenger RNA. The record is from the annotation of a GenBank genome assembly. Lineage: Eukaryota; Viridiplantae; Streptophyta; Magnoliopsida; Malpighiales; Salicaceae.
AUGAUUGCUUGCAGCUGCUGCAGGUCUCUCUUCUUCAGGAGGAUCAGUGGCUUUGGGAAGGAUAAUGCUAUGAUGGAUAGGAACAAGAAGCUUAAAUCAGUUGGUAUUGGUCGACCCCAAUGGAGACCAGUCUCUAUCUCUGCUCAAUCUUCUUCUAAUAUUCAAGAAUCCCUGGUUAAAGAUGUGGCUAAUGAGUCAGAAUAUGGAGAUCACGUUCAAGAAGCUAUAAAGGUUGCUCGAGUGGUGACUGAUAAUUCUGACUCAACCAUCAGUUCUGGUGAGCCUAUGGUUUCUGCUGAAAAGCAUUCACUUUCGCUCGAGGUGAAAAGCUCUAUUACCUGUUUGAAGGCUAUACGCUCAGACCCUGUGGGUGCUUCUCUAAUUCGAUUCAUCAAAGGCAAAGAAGGAUCUACUCAAAAAAUGAUUGAAGAGGAGAUGGGAGUUAAAAUUGUUUUUCCGUCUUCAAAGAAGGAAGAAUCUAUUGUCAUUCAAGGCAUUUCAACUGAUUGUGUAACUAGAGCUUCAGAAAAAAUACAGGCCAUUAUAGAUGAGGCAAUUAAAACAAAUCUAGACUAUUCUCACUUUGUAUCUCUUCCGUUGGCAACAUACCCUGAAUUGGUUGAUAAGCUAGUCAAAUUUCAGAACUCCAUACUGGGAAAGAAUGAUGUUUCCACAGAUGAAAACUUGGAAAGUGAUUCUAAUGAAGAUAUUUCAGACAUCGAAAUCAAGGGCCCAGAACUAAGUAAAGGAUGUGAUAUAGCUGUUGAACUUAAAGUUGAAGAUGACAAAAAUGUUAAAGUGGAUUUAACUAGCAUACCUGUUGUUAGUUACCCUCCUAAACCACCAAGGUUGCCUAAUGCUUCUGACUUUGGAAUAGACAAAUCCAUAUUCAUUAAACCCACAACGUUUCACUUGACUGUACUCAUGUUGAAGUUGUGGAACAAGGAGCGACUUGAUGCAGCUUCAGAUGUUUUAAAGAGUAUCUCAUCAAAAGUGACUGAUGCCUUGGAUAAUCGACCUGUCUCCAUCAGGCUUAAAGGGCUGGAUACCAUGAGAGGGUCUUUGUCCAGAGCUCGUGUUCUCUAUGCUCCUGUUGAGGAAAUUGGGAGUGAGGGCCGACUUUUACGUGCAUCUUUCUUAGAAGUUAUCAACGAUGCAUUUGUUGAGGCUGGACUUGUUCUAGAGAAAGAUGCUAAGCAAAGCUUAAAGGUUUGGUUUCGGAAAUACCAACAUCUAUUUAUGUUGUCUCCUUUAAUUGCAGUUGCAUGCUACAGUGAUGAACGCAAGGCACAGGAAAGGGUACAAAUGCUAUUUCUUUUUGCUCGUUUUGCAUUUUCUUUUAGGAAGAGAAGAAGGAAGAAUUAUUCCUUUGACGCUAGGGGCAUUUUCAAGCAGUUUGGAUCAGAGGAUUGGGGGAGCUAUCAUAUCCGUGAAGCUCAUCUUUCACAACGUAUCGGAAAGGAGGAGGUAAGGGUUACUUCCUUAUGGAAUAUGGAUGAAAGAUCAUGGAGGAAAAAGGUUAAUGCUAUGAAAUAUCUUGGGUUGGCAUGGAUGGACUAUCCGCCCAUUGACAACCGCAAGUCACCUCUCCAUGGGACAAAAGAAUCACAGUGUGGAUAUCCAAAACCACUUUUGCCAAGAAGACAUGACCUGACCCCAUCGCCCACCUCUCUCUCUAACAUGGAGGUUGGGUCACAUAGUUCUGCUUUAGCUGUUCUUUCAAAGAUGGCUGGAAUUGCUUUCGGUCGCUUUGAUGAUUCUUUCAGUUUAGGCUCUUUUAAGGCCUAUCUUGCUGAAUUUAUCUCAACUUUGCUCUUUGUUUUUGCGGGUGUUGGUUCAGCCAUAGCUUACAAUAAGCUGACAGGCGAUGCAGCUCUUGAUCCAGCUGGGCUAGUAGCCAUUGCUGUUUGCCAUGGAUUUGCUCUCUUUGUUGCCGUUGCUGUAGGUGCCAACAUCUCCGGUGGCCAUGUUAACCCUGCUGUCACUUUUGGCUUGGCGCUUGGUGGCCAAAUCACCAUCCUCACUGGCAUCUUCUACUGGAUUGCCCAGCUCCUUGGCUCCAUUGUUGCAUGCUACCUUCUCAAAGUUGUCACUGGAGGCCUGGCAAUCCCUAUCCACAGUGUUGCAGCUGGUGUAGGAGCCAUUGAAGGAGUGGUUAUGGAGAUCAUCAUCACAUUUGCCUUGGUUUACACAGUCUAUGCAACUGCUGCUGACCCCAAGAAGGGAUCUCUUGGCAUUAUUGCCCCCAUUGCCAUUGGUUUCAUUGUUGGUGCCAACAUCUUGGCUGCAGGCCCAUUCUCUGGUGGAUCCAUGAACCCAGCCCGCUCCUUUGGCCCAGCUGUGGCUAGUGGUGACUUCCGUGACAACUGGAUCUACUGGGUUGGGCCUCUUAUCGGUGGUGGGCUAGCUGGACUUAUCUAUGGAAACGUGUACAUCACCGAUCAUGCUCCUUUGUCCAAUGACUUCUAA